Saccostrea cuccullata (small rock oyster) is the source of this 1404-nucleotide messenger RNA. RefSeq lists its product as uncharacterized. Gene Ontology annotation, molecular function: nucleic acid binding. Bases 1 to 1404 code for a protein of 467 amino acids. The transcript has a single exon. Lineage: Eukaryota; Metazoa; Mollusca; Bivalvia; Ostreida; Ostreidae. The record is from RefSeq and is a predicted model, not a curated record. Gene Ontology annotation, biological process: DNA integration.
AUGAAUGAAACAAAGGAACAGCUUAUGCCCGACAUUGAAAUUAACUCAAUCAGUUACUUACCAAUGUCUCCAGAACAGUAUGAACGCUUUCAGCAAGCUACUCAUGACGACCCAGAACUGCAAACAUUACAGGCCGUUGUAAAAUCGGGAUGGCCCAACACCAAAGAUAGCAUACCGAACUCAACCUACCCUUACUGGCCAUUCAGAGACGAGAUUACAUGUAUCGAUGGACUGAUGUUUAAGGGACAAAAAAUCAUUGUACCAUCAACACUACGGAAAGAAAUGCUAGAUCGUAUACAUAGCUCUCACCUUGGAACAGUGAAAUGCAAAAGUAGAGCUAGAGAAACAUUAUACUGGCCAGGAAUGACAUCAUCGAUUCAAGAGGUAGUUGAAAGAUGUUCAAUUUGUGCGUUGAACAGCAAAUCAAACCCCAAAGAACCAAUGCUAGAGACAGAAACACCAUCUCGUCCAUGGUCCAUCAUAUCAACUAAUUUAUUUGAUUUCAAAGGACAUUCAUACUUGGUAUGUGUUGAUCAUUUUUCAAAGUGGCCUGAAUUUGCAAAACUUGAAAACCAAACCAGCGACAACACCAUCCUACACCUGAAAGGUAUUUUUUCUCGAAUCGGGAUACCAGACAAGCUAAUAUCCGACAACGGACCGCAGUUCGCUUCUGCAAAUUUCCGAGAAUUUGCUAAAGACUAUGGUUUUGUGCACAAGACAACAAGCCCGCACUUCCCGCAGGCGAAUGGACAAAUAGAACGUACUGUCCAAACAGUAAAACAACUGUUGCGGAAAUCAACUGAUCCAUACAAAGCCAUACUUGCAUACAGAAAUACUGCCAUCGACAUGCUAGGAAAGUCUCCAGCACAACUAUUCUUCAACAGACGUCUGAAAACCGACUUACCUGUAGCAUCACCUCUGUUGGAACCAAACUCUGUUGGCAUGCAAGAAGUUCAAGAGCGACUGAAAACUCGCAAAUACCAGCAAAAACUAUACUACGAUGCUCAUGCUGGAAAGGAAUUACGUGAUCUCUAUCCUGGAGAAACCACAGUUAUGCGACACGACAACAAAUGGACUCCCGCCGUAGUCGUACAACAGCACAGCUCUCCAAGAUCGUAUAUUCUCCAAGCACAGUCCGGAAAACGGUACCGACGAAACAGACGUCAUAUCAGACCAACCUCUGCGACGUUCCCAGACAAACCUGAAGUUGAUGAACCGAUUCUCCCUCCUCCGUCAGAGAAAUCCAAUGAACCGUUCCAAUCGAAUGCUGGACAAACCGCUAUCGAGAAACCGUCUCAGGAAGUUGAACCGUCCAAUCCGACAAUAUCCGUCCCGAGUACCACCUGCACUAGAUCCGGGAGGAAUGUGGUGUGUCCAUCCAAAUUCAAGGAUUUUGUGAAAUAA